This is a messenger RNA of Oryzias latipes (Japanese medaka), 2734 nucleotides long. It is a transcript of the gene lurap1, whose product is annotated as leucine rich adaptor protein 1. Gene Ontology annotation, biological process: positive regulation of cytokine production; positive regulation of canonical NF-kappaB signal transduction. NCBI's taxonomy places the organism in Eukaryota, Metazoa, Chordata, Actinopteri, Beloniformes, Adrianichthyidae. The record is from RefSeq and is a predicted model, not a curated record.
CCAGAUCUGAAGUCUAUUUUUUUUUAGACAUUUUCCAGUAAAAUUGCAUUUUAUUUUGGUAGUGGAUAGCCCUUUGGUGCUUUGGUAGUUUCCCGGAAAACAGUGUAGUACUUGGUGGGAUUUGACAGUCUGACUUCUGCGCUGCAGCUGCAGCUGCUGCUGGUCGUUGUCAUCAUGCAGGUGGAAUCUGCGCAGUGAGCUCCAGCAUGAGGACCAGAAAGGACCCGCCGCCUCACUGACUGAGGAGUGGGUGCGCCGAGUGCGCUCUCAGGACGCAGAGGGGAGACACUGAAUCAACAUGGAUUUGGACUCUGUCAGCAGGUUUCAUCAGAUGAAGCUUACAGUCAUCAGCUUCUGGAUUCUGGCAGAGCAAGAAUGAAGCAGAAUGUAGAUCUGCUGGGAUAGUUGUUAUCACAGCCACAGUGAGGUCUUUUUCUCUCUUUGCGCAGUCCAAUUCGGUGGGAGUCGCGUCUAGGAUGCAAUACAACCUUGUAGGAAGGAACCGUCGCAGUUUGACAGGAAACCAAACCACAGCGACGUGAACAUUCCUCCUCCUCACACCAGGACCAUGGAUGAAAGCGCUGCCAGCGAAAGCAUCCCGGAUCUGAAAGAUAUAGAGAUGAAAAUUGGACGGAAGACACCGGAGGGGUUGCUCAGAUGGAUGCGGGGAGACAAGAUCGCGCAAGACCCCGUGAAGGAGACGGGGAGGAAGAGUCUGGACGAAAAGAUCAGGAGGCUGAAGGUGGAAAUGGCUCACUUACGCUCAGUGGAUGUGAAGAUUCUGCAGCAGUUACUGGCCGUUCAUGAGGGCAUCGAGGCGGUCAAAUGGUUGAUGGAGGAGCGCAGCACCCUAACCAGCCACUGCAGCAGCCUGACCAGCAGCCAGUACAGCCUGGGCGAGGGUCCUGACACCUCAUGGAGGGGUUCCUGGAGCAGCCUGCAGGACCCCACCAUUGACAAGCUUGACAACAUCUCCAUUGGCAGCUACCUGGACACCCUGGCAGAUGAAAUGGACGAGUAUUGCCCUUCCAGCUCUGAAUCUGUCAUCUGCUCCACUACACCACUAGUCUCAGAAAAUACUGCAGGGAGUUCUGUGAGAGGAGGGUCUGAGGUCAAAAUGAAUGGAGUUGAAGCAGAUAAAGGGACUCCAAGUACAAAUCUGAAAAAUGGCAGAGGAAAUGGGGAUAGAAAUGAGGGAGAAGUGAGAGUGGGACCAGAGAAUGGCAACAGUGGUGUCACUAGCAGCUGUCCUCAAGCUAAGUCUGAAAAGCCCAAACAAGAUGGUCAAGUCCUCAAGUCUGUGGAGAAGGAUAAAACAAGUUGUCUCAUUAAAGAUAAUAAUAUAACACACUCAAUUAAGGCAAAUGGCGUCCUGGAGAAGACGCCAACAAAAACCUGCAGUCCAACUCACGCAAACUUCGGCGACAAACUAGAAACCAUCCAGAGCCCCAAACUCAAACCUUACAAAAAUGGUAAUAUUGACAUGGACACAUGCAAAAUGAAUGGAAAAGGGCACCUGGAGUACGACGCUCACUGGCGUUGGGUGCAGUCGCAAGAAGACGUGACAUUUUUGUAAAAGAUUAAGUCAAGGCAGUUCUUGAGUCCUCCUCCUUCAGCAAAACCAAAAACAUUACAGGUUCCUAUCAAAGAGAAGAGGAACUGCUGUUUAAAGCGCACAUUUUGAGACUUUCCUCAGACAGCUUGGUCUUUCCUGGGAAUGCAAUAGCUUUCUGCAAAUAAUGAUGUCAGUAUUAUUGGUGAUGCACAUUACAGAAUUAAAAUCAUAUUUACCCCGACAGGGCUGCAUCAGUGACAAGUCCUGUCAGAGUUUUUCCCUCAGGGUCUUUUUUGACACACCCUGAUUGUGUUUUUAAUUUUCCUUUACAUUUUUUUGAGAAUCAAGCACAUUCAAAUGCCAGAGAGCUGACUCAUGAAUGCAGAUUGUUUAAACUUAAUACAUUAGUUUGAAAAUUGAUCCAUUAUUCCUGAUUUCAAUCUUUAAAAUACUAUAUAUUGCACUUAUAUACUUGAUCCUUUGAUAAUCACUGACCUUUCAUUCGUGCUGUAAAUUCCUUGUGCCCUUACUGGCAGUGAUUUCCCAAAUGUCAAAAUGUUUAUGGAAUCAAAUACAUUGUCAUUCUCAGUAUGAACUGUGGUCAUUUGGAGGGGAUGAAGUUGCUGCAUGCUUAUCAAACAGACAGGAAGUACACUUUAAAAUGGAAUGUAUCAAAAUCUUUACUUGGACCUAAGGGUGGACUCCUGACACCUGGCUGUUGGAAAUGACAGCUCUGUAGCCAGAAGUAUUGCAUUAAACGCCCAAUUUGUUUUACUCUCGCUGAAAUUCCAAAAGAAACAUAUUUUUUAGGCAUAUUUAUGAAACUAUAAGUACUGUGUUAUAGAAAAGCAUUAUACGAGAAAAAUAUAACCAAUGAAAGUAGUUUUCGCAAAUUGUGGAUUUAAAAAAUAUCCAGACCAACAAAAUAACAGCAGGAAGACAAAACUCAAAAAUCGAUAAAUGUUUAUCGUAUAAAAAUAUUGUUUUUCAGCUAACUGCAAUAUUGUGUAUUCAAUGAAUCUGUUUGCAGCUUCUCUGUCUGUCUAGUUGUCACUGGUUGUAUGCAAUUGCUAAAUAUGGCUGGAUCUCUUUCUUCCUCUUUAACAUUUGUAAAGUCCUGCUUGACUUUGAUUUCAUACUGAAGUUGUGCCUGAUUAUUAUAAACCUUAAGCACCACAA